Molecule: messenger RNA, 2193 nt
Organism: Saccostrea cuccullata (small rock oyster)
Lineage: Eukaryota; Metazoa; Mollusca; Bivalvia; Ostreida; Ostreidae
Product: blastula protease 10-like
Exons: 19
Coding region: 1-2193 (730 amino acids)
Biological process (GO): proteolysis
Cellular component (GO): membrane
Molecular function (GO): metalloendopeptidase activity; zinc ion binding
Source: RefSeq, a predicted model, not a curated record
AUGCAGACUCUUGCCAUUUUUGUCUUUGUUUGUUUUGCUGGGGCCUCCGCUCUACCAGUCAACAAGACUUUAGAAGCUGGAAAUCUGAAGAAUUUCAAGACACCGCGGAACUUCGUUUGGAAUAGUUGGGAAGUCUUUAAGAAGUUGGGUAUCUGGCGUCCAGGAUUGAUAGAUGAAUGGGAUGGGACCGAUCAGGACUCACCAAUAGCAGACCUUCUUCAGACAAUGAUUGUCUUUGAUGCAAACGGGGUUCCUCAUAAGCCAAAGGGAAUUAAACCAAGCAGAAAAUCUUCAGUGAAGAUCACGGAGCUCGAUCGUCAUCCUCAACCACCGAAAUCUAAGAAGAAAAGGAUGAAGAGAAAUUUCAAGACAGAUGCACGUCUUUGGGAGAGCAAAAUAAUCCCAUAUACUAUCCAAAGUGGAUUAUCUUCACAGAUGAACCAAGGAAUACAGGAGGGGAUCCAGGAAUUUCAUGAUCUUACCUGCUUGCAGUUCGUCCCAAAUGCUCAAAGGCCAAGUCUUCCUCAUAACACAUACCUGAAGUUUGUAAAUGGACAGGGUUGUGCUUCUUAUGUUGGACGCACUGAUAUGUUAGAACAGCAAGUUACUCUGCAGGAUCCCCAAUGUUCUCAGACAAAAAUUGUGAUUCAUGAACUGAUGCACGCAAUUGGUCAGAUGCACGAACAGCAGAGAACAGAUCGAGACCAGUACAUAGAUAUAAUUUACAGCAACAUUCCCCAAAAUGGCCGCCACAACUUUGAUAAAAGCAAUACAUUUGACAGAACACCGUACGAUGUGGAGUCCAUUCUGCAAUACCCAUUGACGUCAUUUUCCCAAAAUGGUGGGAAAACAAUGCAACUAAAAGACACCAGAUUGGAAGCAUUGAUUGAUACUGCAAAAACAUUUACGCAUAAUGAUCUAAAAGAGAUCACAACCGCGUAUCAGUGCACAGCAUCCUGUCAAAAUCCACCCAGCUGUCAGAAUGAGGGUUUUGUGGCCCAUACCUGUCAAUGUUUGUGUCCCUCUGAACUUACAGGAACCACGUGUGAACAAGUUACCACCGACACAGGAUGUGGUGGUGUUAUUAAUCUGAGUUCGGGUCAAAGCCAGACCAUCGAGUCUCCUGGUUACCCGAAUGCGGUUAGCACCGACAAAGAAUGUGUCUGGCUAGUCAGAGGGCCAAGUGAAUCAAAUAUAAGACUAACAAUAGACGAACUGGAUUUAGCAAGGAAUAAUUUUGAUUCGAAGUGCUAUCACUGGCUAGAGAUUAGGUUCAAUAUGAUCGGCCAAAGUGGAAUCAGGCAGUGUAACACAGUUAGCGGUCAAAAUUACUUAACGACAAAUGAUGGUGAGAGCAACCUGAUGCUCCUGAAGUUUGACAGUCGAUUUAAUAAAAACACCCAAACCUCACAGGGUCAAAGAUUCAAACUUACUGUGAAAGCUGAAGGAGGAACAUCUUCAAACCCAUGCGAUCCUAAUCCCUGUCUGAAUUCCGGAUCGUGCACCGUUGUUGGCUCAACUUUUGAUUGUACAUGCACAACAGGCUGGACUGGAACAACAUGCGAUACUCCUGUUCUCAGUUGUCAACCGAAUCCAUGCCAAAAUGGCGGCACCUGUUCUAUAAUUGGUAACAGUGUAUCAUGUGACUGUCCACCGGGAUGGAUCGGGCCUAACUGUGAAACCUCAUCCACUUCAACCAGUACAACAACGACAACAACGACCACAACUGUUACACCGCCUACAGGUACCUCCAGACUUUGUAACUUCGAAUCAUCUAAUUGCUGGAUGGUGAAAUACGGAGAACUUUACUCAGUACAGGUAUCUUCCAGCAUGGAACCGUAUGCUGGGUAUCUUAAUACUGCCAGGUUUGGAUAUCUUUUACCUGGCUAUUCCUUCAUACUGGAAUCCCCAUCUGGAACCCUCAGUAAUAAACAGUACUGCAUCAGUUUUGGAUUUUACAUCAAUGGCUUUUAUCACUAUGUGGACGUUUAUCUCCGCAACAUGUCCCAACAAAUACAGGUUCUUUGGUCAUACAAUCAGACCACUAACGGCAACUGGUACUCGGUGGAGAUCCCAUUUUAUGGAACCUCUUCUGAUCAUAUUGCAAUUGAAGGGUACAUCUCGUAUGGAACGUUCGCUAUUGACGAAAUCCGACUUCUGGAAGGAGCGUGCCCUACAGGUUUUAAUGGAUAA